AUGCAGUCCACCAACGCCGUCAAGCUCGAUGGCCAAGCUCCCAGCGCUCCCGUCUUCCAGCGUCCCUCCGGGAGCGGAGGAGGCAACAAGAAGGGCACUAGCGCUGAGCGCAGAGCCACUCAUAAUGCCAUCGAACGAGCCCGCCGAGAGUCGCUCAAUGGGCGUUUCCUUCAGCUCGCCGCAUCGCUGCCGGCCAUCUCGGACGUUCGACGUCCCUCCAAGUCGCUCAUUGUCAACAAAUCGCUCGACUUUGUCGCCGAGGCCAUGAACCGAGAGGCCGUCUAUCGUCUCAAGAUCGACAACAUGCGCCACGAAAACAUGCAGCUGCGUCAACAGCUCAACGAAUUUCUCGCUCAAGCUGGUCGUGAGGCCCUCCCGCAGCCUCCCGUUGACGAGCUGCCGGUCCCUUUGGCCGAGUUGCGCAACAGGAAGCGCCAGUCCAUCGGCGGCGCUGCGGGCUCCCUUGCCGACAUGUACGAUCUCGAGGACGACGACGGCCUUUUCGUCGCCGGCAGUGAAGGAGAGGGCGGCAAGAACAGCCCCACUUCGACCUCGUCCGCUGCUUCCAGCGUGCGCGGCUCCCUUUCCGGAUCAUUGCCGACGGGAGUAGCUGGCUUCACGCCCUUGCCUUAUCCUGGCGCCUACACGCAUGUGCCCACCUUCCUCUCGGCUCCGGCCAACCCCAACGCUGCCAACAGCACUUCGCCUGGAGCUUCUUCGACUUCUGAAGAGGUCGGUUCCGGCCAACGUGGUGCUGGCUUUGUCGACCAAGCUGGUAACUGGAUGCAGCGCGGCGCUUUUGAGGGUCAGACGGCCGCCCCUGCUCAGCAGCUUACUUACUCUGGUCUGGCUUUUUCGUCGUCCAAUGCCCAUGAUGGCCUGGUUGCUUCUUCUCGUCCUGAUGUUGACGGAGUGCAGUCGUUUGCCGCUCUGCAGAACGGCCCCACUCCCAAUGGCCUGGGUCAGGGCGGACAGGCUCAGAUGUACGCGAUGGACGCCAACAGCCUUGCCCAACUCCGCAAUGCGCACCAGUUUCAGCUGCAGCAGCAGCACUACCAGUUCCAGCUCCAACUCCAGCAACACCAGCAACAGCAACCGCAACCGCAAACGUCCAACAUGGCCGCUUAUAACCCGUCGUCGCAUUUUUUUGAUGCGCCGCUGCAGUCGGCUAGCUUCAUGACUGCAGUCUGA
Molecule: messenger RNA, 1191 nt
Organism: Kalmanozyma brasiliensis GHG001
Lineage: Eukaryota; Fungi; Basidiomycota; Ustilaginomycetes; Ustilaginales
Product: Myc-type, basic helix-loop-helix (bHLH) domain protein
Exons: 1
Coding region: 1-1191 (396 amino acids)
Biological process (GO): positive regulation of transcription by RNA polymerase II
Cellular component (GO): RNA polymerase II transcription regulator complex
Molecular function (GO): protein dimerization activity; DNA-binding transcription factor activity
Source: RefSeq, a predicted model, not a curated record